GGCAUCAUGGGUCUAGCCUUUUAGUUGGGAUUUCUCCGUCUGAGUGCAGCUUGUAUGGAUCCUAAGGGCCAGUCCUUACACCCCAGGGCUCCGGAGGCUAAGUGAAUAAAAGCAGACGGCGCAAUGUCUGCACUGUAUGGUUGUCUCAAAGGUAAAAAUGACACUCUCAUGGCUGCAAACUCAACAGAUGUACCUGAGACUUCGGAAAUGGAAGAGGUCCAGGAAGAAUGUACAGGAAAAAAAAAGUCAAAAUUUCAAGCCUUUAAAAAACUGUUUGUUAAGAAGAAAAGGAAAGAAUCGCCAGCACCGAGCAGGGAAAGCACCUUAAAGCCCAGCCAGUCCAGCAGCGAUGUUAGUGCUUCGGCGGCUGAUACAACUGCCUUCCAUCCGGCCCACGAGCCGGGGACAAAGGGCAGUAUGGGAAAUAAGGCAUUAUCCCACGACAGUGUGUUCAUUUCUGAGUCUGAAAAUGUGACAGAAGAGCGUUCAUCUCAGGAAAAGGUUCCUGGCAAAGUGAAAGCACUACAGCUUCAGCAGAACAUCAGGAUAGGAUCUGCUCCACAAGGAAUCAUCUCCAAAAGGCUGGAGGAUACGGGUGCUCUUUCAGAGGAUGAUGGUCUGCCAAGGAGCCCCCCAGAAAUAAACUUGUUGCAUGACAUUCUGGGACAAUCUUCCAGUAAACCUUCCGACUGUGCUCAGAGACGCAGCUCCUUAAGUUUAGGAGGGACAGACAGCGAGGAGGAGCCGGUGUCGUCCGCAGCAUCUUCUCGGCCGAUCAGUCCGUUCCGCGGUGUCCUCGCUUGUCCCACCUCUCCAGCCGGCUACCUGACGCCAGUAGAUUUUACGACACCAGCCAGCACAUUAAACUGCCUGGAUAACUCUGCAGCAAAGCACAGGAUUGCAAUCAAACCAAAGAAGCACAGAGGGCAUGCCUUCAAACGACAACAACAAAUGCAGCAAUUAAAAGAAGACAGUGUCACGGGUUCUGGAAAGGAUGAUGCAGAAGCAGAAAUACAUUUUGAACAAAAAUUCACCGAAGAUUUGAGAGUAAAGAUGUCUUUAGACGGGAACCUACAGCCCCUCGAUGUGCCAGAAAAAUCCAAAGAUGAUAUUGAAGGCAGUCAUAUCCCUGUGGUGUCUGAAUCAUUUGUAUCUGAAGAUGAGCGUGUGUCAUCUGAAGGUGAAGCUGCCUCUUGCAAAACUGAUUUAAAUAUCUACAGUAAUCUUGUAGCAGAUAUAGACCAGAUGGAACAUUUAAUUCAGGCCAACGAGGAAGAAGUGGCCAAUACCCAGUCUACAUGUGAUGCUUCUGUACUUUCUGUGUCUGAACAGCUUGAGAGUUUGGUUGAACAUUCUGAGUUUAGCGAUGUGAAAACAGAACCUACCGAUAGCGAUAUCAUCCAUAACCUACAGUGUAGAUUAGAUAGCCCAUCAAAUGUGACAGAUGAAACUGUAACCGAUAAGUCAAAAGAUGAAGAACUAAAUGGACAAGAUGGAAUGGCUGCCUCUUUGCCGGAGAAGGUUGAUGAGUUACCACUUACCACUGAGAGGACUUUAAUUGUAACUGAGCCUUCAUUGCUGGAAACUGAUAUGUCUGAGAUGAACAUCUCUACAAUUAUUUGUGAUAGUGACAAGGCUGCAGAUGAACAGACAUCUAAAAGAUGUGAUACUUAUGAAACAGACAGAAUUUUAUUGACCCCAAACAAGGUGAAACGUGAAGAAAUACAUCUAUCUGAAGUCGACAGACAAAAAUCUGAUGAUAACCCAUCUGAAGAUGAUCAACUGUCAGUGUUACAGCUAGAAGCUGACCAGGGCCAAGAAGAAUUGGGGGUAGUAGCGAGUCUCAAAGAGAAGGUCAAACAUACACUGAAUGAACUUGUCAUAGAACGUGAUACAGUUGACUCUUCCUCUGUACCCUCGGUCAGCAUGACCAAUGACGCAGAGGAAAACAUGUCUAGAACCAAUCCCUCGACAGAAAUAUGUGAAGAAAUAAAAACAGAAUUGCACGCAGAAAGUAAGGAAAAAACAGCCACAAAACCAGUUAGGUUCACGGUAGCUCCUGCCUGGCAAAGAUCACUUUCGGGCGGGUGUCUCAAAGAUGCAACUUCCUUCAAGAAUGUUGUGAAGUCUGAGUCAUUUGAUGGUGCAGACCCACCUUUAGUAACUGGUAGCCAAGACAAGUCCAAAAUGAGUGAGAAUCUUCAUGAAAUCACCAAAACAAGUGAUGAGGGAUCAUCCGUUCCCUUUGGUGUCAGAUUAAGGAGUACACCUACCCCUUUAAAAUACAAUGAAGAACAGUUUGUGGAAUCUGGUAAGCAAGCCCCCGUGGCUGCUGUACCUUUGGCUCAUAAUCAGAAUGUGUCAAAUCCAGUAAAGACCUCACCGUUCUGCUCAGAUAGCACCAAACUCCCAAAACUGUCACCUGCCAGUGAAGAUCGCCUACCAGUAAAAGCCAAAAAUGAGGAUCCACAGCAGAGAGAAAGUUCAGAACCUGCCUGGAUCUCAAUGGCUAAGCAAAAACGCAAAGGUUUCCAGGAUCAUCCCCUUGCAAGAGAUCAGAACGUUGUGGCAGAAAAAGACAAGAAUUCUGCUGAAAGUUCACUUAAAAAGAGCCUUGUCACUGAUUCACAUACGCCAGAAGGAAAAUGGCGAACAGAGAUUGCUUCUGUCGAAAGUCCAGAAGCAUCUAUAGAGACCCGACCAGAACCGGAAAAAUCAGUUUGUCAUAUCCCAACCCAAAACCCAGAUGAACCUCCGUGGCUGUCUUUGGCCAAGAAGAAGGCAAAAGCAUGGAGUGAAAUGCCCCAGAUUGCCCAGUAGCAGAUAUAUAACGAUUUCCCGGCACUAAAGUUUGAAUUGUUUGUACUGUGAACAAAUGUUCAGGUGUGAGAUAUUUAAUCACGCCUGUAGUGAAACAUUUUUGGCAAAACAGUUGAUGAUAUGGACUACAUAUAACAAGG
Messenger RNA from Spea bombifrons (plains spadefoot toad), 2960 nucleotides. Its product is annotated as KIAA1210 ortholog. The record is from RefSeq and is a predicted model, not a curated record. The transcript has 12 exons. NCBI's taxonomy places the organism in Eukaryota, Metazoa, Chordata, Amphibia, Anura, Pelobatidae. The coding region runs from base 124 to 2820 and encodes 898 amino acids.